Messenger RNA from Micropterus dolomieu (smallmouth bass), 2157 nucleotides. It is a transcript of the gene tbl3, whose product is annotated as transducin beta like 3. The record is from RefSeq and is a predicted model, not a curated record. Gene Ontology annotation, biological process: endonucleolytic cleavage in 5'-ETS of tricistronic rRNA transcript (SSU-rRNA, 5.8S rRNA, LSU-rRNA); endonucleolytic cleavage to generate mature 5'-end of SSU-rRNA from (SSU-rRNA, 5.8S rRNA, LSU-rRNA). The transcript has 18 exons. Gene Ontology annotation, cellular component: 90S preribosome; nucleolus. Gene Ontology annotation, molecular function: protein binding; U3 snoRNA binding. Lineage: Eukaryota; Metazoa; Chordata; Actinopteri; Centrarchiformes; Centrarchidae. The coding region runs from base 154 to 2157 and encodes 667 amino acids.
UCAGUGCGCCCACAUGACGUACAAUGGGUGCGACUCGGUUAUCCACAUGCUGGAUGGAUGUGUUGACUUUAUCCAACGUGUGAAGUGAGGAAUAAGUAAUUUAUGUCACCAUAGCUGCCAAAAUAUUAAGGUUUUGGUUUUCUCGUGAGCAAGAUGGCAAACGCCAAUCUUCAGUUCAAAACAAACUACGUUGUUUCCAGCAAAAUAGAACCGUUUUACAAAGGAGGGAAAGUGCAGAUCAGCAAAGAUGAAAAAUACAUCUUUUGCACUUGUGGAUCUCGUGUCAAUGUUUUGGAGAUCAGUACAGGGAAGAUCGUCCACAGCGUUGAGCAUGAUGAUCAAGAGGACAUCACGUCUUUUGCACUCAGCUGUGAUGACGAGCUGCUGGUAACGGCCAGUAGAGCUCUGCUGCUGAAGCAGUGGGAUUGGAGGCAAGCUCAGUGUACACGCUCCUGGAGGGCCAUUCACACUGUUCCUGUAGCCAGUAUGACCUUUGACUCCACCUCUACACUCCUGGCGACAGGUGGCUGUGAUGGCACUAUAAAGCUUUGGGAUGUAGUGAAGCAGUACUGCACCCACAACCUUAAAGGGUCAUCUGGAGUUAUACAUCUCGUCCAGUUCCACCCAGACAUCAACAGGCUGCAGCUGUUCUCCUCCUCUCUGGACUGUGGCAUUCGCUUGUGGGACCUGCGCUCCAGUCAGUGUGUGUGUGUGCUGCAGAGCCACUACAGCGCUGUGACCUCCCUCAGCUUCAGCCCCGACGGUGGCACCAUGGUCAGUUCUGGCAGAGACCAGAUAUGUACAGUGUGGGACCUGAAGACUCGGAAAGCCACGAGAACUGUACCUGUCUAUGAGGCUGUGGAGGGUGUUGUGCUUCUGCCUGAGAAAGAGGACUUCUCUGAGAUCGGAGUGAAGAGCAAAGACUUGCAUUUCAUCACAGCUGGCAGCAAGGGUGUAUUGAGAGUGUGGGAGGCCAGCACGUCGCGUUGUGUCUACACCCAGACCCUCCCCUCCACCCUCACCACUGUCUCUGAGGCUGAGGGGGAGGAGGAAGAGAAGGACGACGACCCCCGCGGUCUUACAUAUCUCCUUCACCUGCCCGCCUCUUCCAGACUGGCCUCAGUCACAGCAGAACACAACAUACUGCUCUACCAGUUGCCUGGUCUCACCACACAGCAGCAGUUUGUGGGCUACAGUGAUGAGGUGCUGGAUGUGAAGUUUCUGGGCAAAGGUGACAGCCACAUUGUGGUGGCCACCAACAGCUCCCAGCUGAAGGUGUUUGAGCUGCUCACAAACAGCUGCCAGAUCCUCUACGGACACACAGAUACUGUCCUCUCAUUGGACGUGUUCAAAAAGGGUUUUCUCUUUGCAAGCUGUGCGAAGGACAGGUCAGUGCGUGUGUGGCAGAUGGACAGUGACAGUGGUCAGGUGCACUGUGUGGCCCAGGGCUCCAGCCACACUAAUGCUGUGGGCUCCAUCGCCUGCUCCAGGAUGAAAGCAUCGUUCAUAGUGUCUGGCAGUCAGGACUGUACUGUGAAGGUGUGGGAUCUGCCAGCAGACUUGUCUACGGCAGGAGCUGAUGUAAAUCAGCUGACCGCCCGCGCCACAGAGAAGGCACAUGAUAAGGAUGUAAACAGCGUAGCGGUGUCACCCAACGACAAACUGCUGGCUUCCGGCUCACAGGACCGCACGGCCAAGCUGUGGUCGUUGGCGGGGGAGGGGAGAGUGGGCCUGCUGGGGGUGUUUAGGGGCCACCGUCGCGGUGUCUGGGCCGUCUGCUUCUCUCCCGUCGACCAGGUGUUGGCCACGUCCUCUGCGGACGGCACCACCAAACUGUGGAGCCUACAAGACUUCAGCUGCCUCAAGACUUUCGAGGGUCACGAUGCAUCCGUGUUGAAGGUCGUCUUUGUGAGCCGAGGCACUCAGCUGCUCUCCAGUGGCUCAGAUGGUUUAGUAAAGCUGUGGACCAUAAAGACCAAUGAGUGUGUGAAGACGCUGGACGCCCACCAGGACAAAGUGUGGGGUCUCCACGCUACCCGCAAAGAUGACAAGAUGGUGACCGGCUCAGCAGACUCUAACAUCACUGUGUGGGUGGAUGUGACUGAGGUUGAGCUGGCAGAGGAGCAGGCCAAGCAGGAGGAUCAGAUACUCAAGUAA